This is a messenger RNA of Anolis sagrei ordinatus, 1033 nucleotides long. It is a transcript of the gene CUTA, whose product is annotated as cutA divalent cation tolerance homolog. Gene Ontology annotation, biological process: response to metal ion. Gene Ontology annotation, molecular function: copper ion binding. The record is from RefSeq and is a predicted model, not a curated record. NCBI's taxonomy places the organism in Eukaryota, Metazoa, Chordata, Lepidosauria, Squamata, Anolidae.
GGAGUUUCAACCAGAUGCCAAUCAAUUGCUUUGGCAACCUUUUGCAGGCUGUUGUUUCCGCUUCUUCUGCCUGGGAGACGAAAGGAGAAAAGAGCUCAGGUAUAAAGGUAUUCUACCUUCCUCUGCAAGAUGAGCAUCCCCAACCCCUGGAAUCUGCACUUGGUCUCCCAUCCAAAGGCCAGCCGGGGCUGACCCUGCUUAGCAUCCAUGAAGAUGGACAAGGCCCUCUCUCGUUGCCACCAAGCGCUCCUGGCACUCCUGCCCAGCUGGAUCUCUCGUCCGGGUCCCAUCACAGCUGUGUUUCUCGCCAUGACUUUUUCUCUGCUGAUGUAUCCGUUGCUGAGGAUGAUGGGCCUCCAGCUCCACUCGGCACUGACCGGCAGCUACAUCUCUGGCUCCCAUUCCCUGGCUUUCAUCAGUUGCCCCAACGAACAAAUCGCUCGAGAGAUUGCCAGGGCCAUCAUGGAGAAACAAUUGGCUGCCAGUGUGGACAUCCUCCCGAGGGCUUCGACCAUGUAUGUUUGGAAAGGGGAGAUUGAAGAGUCGACGGAAAUACUCCUGCUACUCAGAACAAGGACAUCCAAAAUCAAGGAGUUGUCCGACUAUAUCAGGUCUGCUCAUCCUUUUGAAAUCCCCGAAUUGAUCAGUUUGCUCAUUGACCAGGGAAACCCAGCCCAUUUAAAAUGGAUAGAGGAGAGCAUCCCAUACGACUAGAUGCUACGAUCCGGAAGAGGUUUGGGCACCAUGUUCUUUUUUCACAAAGUGCAUCAAGAACUCAACCGAGAGCGGUUCUCCUUGCGAAUCAGAGUCAUAUUCGAAAACACAAGACGAAAGCCGGACUUGGAUGGAAACAUCUCAGGGAUGGUUGGCCUUUGCCUUUUGUAAGUAGCGGGAUUAGAAGCGGACCUUUGAACUCCUUUUCCGACGCUCAUGAUCAUCUUCCGUGGUUGUAUGAGAUAUCCCAAAAACCAAGGCUACAGAAGAUAGGUAGCCAUGGAGGCUAAGGGACCAAAUACAAUAUAUAGAGAAAUGA